GUUAUUAUGUCGCACAUAUGACACGUGAUCGUCACCCGCCAAGUCCGCAGCCUCGUCAUAAUCGCGCUGACGUUCCCGUCCGCACCUGUAGCAAGCUUCCGUUGCGACCAGCCACCCCGCGAAAAGACCGGCGCAACAGAUUCAAUACUACUCCCUCAUACGCAUCCGAAAGUCUUGACGAUGGAAGACGACCGUCUAUGGAAGUUUAGCAGGCCCGAGUGGCUGAACAGCGCAUGGGCGCGCAACUCUGGCGUCUAUGGAGCCGGAGCUCUGUUCUCCAUCGCCUUCUAUGUCAUGCUCGACUCGGCCGUCUGGUCUCACUCUCCUCGUAACGCUUCCAACGUACAUGUCCACUUCGUCGACUGGCUGCCCCUCAUCUUCUCGUCCCUCGGCAUGCUCAUCAUCAACUCGGUCGAGAAACAACGCCUCAGCGCCGACUCGUUUAGCUACAGCGGCAACGGCGUCGCAUGGAAGGCGCGCGUCGUCCUGUUCUUGGGCUUCGCCAUGCUGGCGGGGGGUAUGGCGGGUGGUGUCGUCGUCUUUGUGCUCAAGUUCGUGGUGCCGGAGGUGUCAGGGCCAGCACUGGGAAUGGGCAUCGAGAACGUGGUGAGCAAUGCGCUGGUCGGAGUCAGCUCUGUGGUUCUCUGGGUGAGCCAGAACAUGGAGGACGAGUACUCGUACAACCUCUCUCUGUAAAGAAGGAUAUGCGGGAGUUUCACGGAGGAUCGAGGCUUUUGAACGCGAAAAUGCGGUAGACUGUGGCUUGGGCAUGUAUUUCUAUCAGCGACGCUUUGCACUGGGUUGCCAGUAGUUCGGGAGAUGACAAUCACUUAGCAUGAGGACCUGCGCACGGAGCAUUGUGAUCUCGAGCGUGUUCCUCUUCUAUACAAUUACCUCUUGCUUCAAUUCGACAUGUACUCCGUACGCAAUCA
This is a messenger RNA of Emericellopsis atlantica, 932 nucleotides long. RefSeq lists its product as uncharacterized. Gene Ontology annotation, cellular component: fungal-type vacuole membrane; Vps55/Vps68 complex. The transcript is spliced from 2 exons. Bases 181 to 696 code for a protein of 171 amino acids. The record is from RefSeq and is a predicted model, not a curated record. Gene Ontology annotation, biological process: protein targeting to vacuole; late endosome to vacuole transport via multivesicular body sorting pathway. NCBI's taxonomy places the organism in Eukaryota, Fungi, Ascomycota, Sordariomycetes, Hypocreales, Bionectriaceae.